GGUCAGCAUUCUCUAACCCUCAAGGCUGGGCUUAAGAAUAGUCAUAUACAUUAUCGACCUCACUUCUUCUUUUCCCUAGGGAUGGUAGAUGCGGGCAUAUCUCUAAGGUAUGUCGUUUCUUCCUGCUAGUUAACGCUGCUCAAAUGAACAAGUUUUACACGGCCAGAUGAUAGCUAUAGAGACAAUUGGACCGGCCUUCCUAUCUCUGAGGUGCAUCAGAGUGUCGAGCAAUGCUGUCGAGAACAGCGAUUACUAAUCAACCAUAUAUUCUCCCGCAUCGCAUCUCCAAUCAUAAGUUCCGACAUUUUCCGUUGGAGUAUAACCAAGUUUUUCAACAUCUCCUCCGACGUCAUCAUUUCCCAUUGCUAGUCUGCGCUACGUCCUAAUACCAACAUCAACUUUCUACCAAAGAUAUGUCUGCCUCCCAAGCUAUCAUAGACCCGAACUGGCGGCCGAAGGCCAUUGUCUUUGACCUUCUUACUGGUCUGGCAAACUCUUGGGAUCUUUGGGGUGCAUGCACACCAUCAGGAACCGCUGCCGAGGGAAGACGUUGGCGCGAACGCUACCUCCAGAUCACCUUCGGCACAGGGGCGUAUAUGCCGAACGAAGACCUCGUCAAACAAGCUGCACAUGAAGCUGGCUUGCCCCCAUCAGCUCCGGAAGCGUUGCUGCACCAAUGGGAACACUUAUCCGCCUGGCCCGAAACCGGAGCCGUGCUACGAACUCUGAGAAGGAGAGGGUAUAAACUCGCCGUGGUCACGAACUGUUCGAAGCGCCUCGGACACCUUGCUGCUCAUGGAGUCGAGAUGUCGGCCAGCAAUGGCAGUGGAGAAAGGUUCGAGUUUGAUGCCGUCAUUACCGCUGAAGAAAGUGGGUUCUAUAAGCCUGUCAAGGAGGCGUACGAGGCCAUCCUUCUUGCAAUCGGUCUCGAGCCGGAAGACGUGUUGUUUGUUGCUGGGAGCGCGGGAGACGUCCAAGGCGCUGCGAACGCUGGUAUGAAGGUUGUCUGGCAUAAUAGGAUUGGACUGCCGAAGAAGGGGGAUGUAGUGCCCCUCCAAGAAGCUCAGUCUUUGGACGUGGCCUUGAAAGAUUACUUAUAGAUCAGUGUUGAUAGUCAUGCUCAUACGGCAGCUGAUAGUAUAUGUUAAUACUUUCUUUUGGGUGGCUGACCAUAUUACAUAAGAAUAAACGCCAAAUGAAGCUUAAAGUAUGCC
Xylaria bambusicola is the source of this 1214-nucleotide messenger RNA. Its product is annotated as putative 2-deoxyglucose-6-phosphate phosphatase. Lineage: Eukaryota; Fungi; Ascomycota; Sordariomycetes; Xylariales; Xylariaceae. The transcript has a single exon. The coding region runs from base 414 to 1100 and encodes 228 amino acids. The record is from RefSeq and is a predicted model, not a curated record.